AUAUAUAUAUAUAUAUAUAUAUAGAUAUAGAUUGAUAGAUAGAUAGAUGGAUAUAUACAGUACUGUGCAAAAGUGCAAAAGUCUUAAGCCACAAUUAGAUGUUGUUUUAAUAAUAAUAUAAGGACCAUAUAUAAUUAUUUCUCUUUAUUAGAAUAUAACCAUAAAAUACAGUGAAUUUGUAUGCAGUAUUGAAAAACAGAAAAAAUCAGAAAAAAAACAGCUUCUAUAUGGUAAAGUGGCAAGUAUUCGGUGACUUCCCCUUACACUUGAGCAAUAGCAGAAACCUGCUCUCUGAAACAUAAAUGGAACGGAAAAGAACUGGAAGGCAAAGAAAAGUUUCAAAAUAUGAGAAGUUUCUCAGAGUUUCUUCUUUGAGAAAAUAGAAGAAGUUCAGGAGGUCACACUAAAUACUGGUUUUUGCUUAAAGAAGCCAUUUUGUUCAGAUUUUUUUUUUUUUUUUUUUACAUUUUGUGUACAUAUUUCCUGUAUUUUCUGUUUGUAUUGUAAUAAAAACCAAAAAAAUAAAUAUUGAUGGUCAUUACAACAUUGCUAAAACAACAAAGCUGGUUGUGGCCUAAGACUUUUGCACAGUACUGUACGUGUGUGUGUGUGUGUGUGUGUGUGUGUCGCCUGAUGGAACCCUUUAAGAUUCUAUAUAGAACCUUUUAGAAUCCACUUUUUAAUCACAAUUUUCUCAAUGUCAAUGUUCUGACUGUAUUCUUACUACACUGAAAAAAUAAGUGGUGUUGAAUUUACUUUGAAACAAUUUUCACUAAGAAAUUGCUAGUAAAUUGCACAAAUAAUUACAAAGAAACAACAAAUAACACAUAAAUGUGAAAUUUUGAAGUAGAAAGCCUGAACUGUAAAAUAUACUCUAAUACUCUUUGUUUUAUUCACUUGCUGUAAAAUCAUUUUUACAGUGUAGGACACUGCAGAUGUUUAACUGAAACCUCUGUCCUGAAACACGGUAUCUGGAUUUGGUUUUUGACAUUUAAAUAUAGUUGUUUAUAGAUCGUUGAACAUGUUCACACUUGAACCAAGUCUGUCCAUCUUCUAUGAUUAAAAAAUAUUGAUCACUGAUUAUGUUGUGGUGACAGAUGAGGUGUUUCCUCACAAGAACAAAAUGACUUUAGUUAAAUCCAAAUAUAGUUUACACUGAGAUGAAUGUCAUUGGCUAUUAAAAUUAAAUCAGGAGUGUAAUCAUGUAAAAACAAAAAAGCAAAAAAUAUUUCAUUUAUGAUAAUCUACCAAAUUAAUGUAAGGGGUGAAAGUAUGAUUUUGACUUGGAAAUGAAGCUGUACUCGAGUAAAACACAAAUUCACAAAAAUAAUAUGUAACUGAAUUUAAUUAUUGCAUACUAUAAUAGGCUAUACUAAGUCAUUUUCACCCCUGUCCAACCAUAAUAUCUAAUCUAGUGUAGAAAUUGCACUAAAAUGGCAUGGUAAUUGGCAUUGGUGCUAAUAUAAGUGUGCUACUGGUGGAUUAGGUUUAGAAAACGAUUCGCUAGUCCCUCAGAAAUGUGUCUAUAACCUCAGAGGAGUGAGGAGAGCCACGCGUCAUGUGUGAAUCUUACUGACCAGUUUCAGGUGAAGGAAAUGAAACCUGGCAUCACACCUUCAUGAUGGAAAGAUAGCUAAACGUGUGCUUGGCUAAUGUCUUCUGCUGUCUUCUCCAGGUUUAGGCCUCUCGAUGUUAAUCUCCAGAGAGCUGUGAGGGGUUUUAGAUGUGCUUGGUAUAGAUGAAUUUGAGUAUUAAGCCUAAUACAAAUCCUUUUAGACUUUUUUAUAUUCUCAGUCAAUAUAUUCACAGCUAUUGAGGGCUUUUAGCUCAUUAAAAAAGGCAACUCUGAUUUAACUGCUGGUUCAAGAGCAAGUGUUUUAAUCUGCUUUAUUACAUCCACUAAAAAUAACAGUUAAAACACACUUUAGGUUCAUUUGCUGUUGAUCAAUAGGGAGAAAUGCACUCAAGAACUGCACUUUGUGUUAAGAGUACUUAUAAAAUGUGUUAUAACACAUUUAUUAUACAUUAAUCACUCAUUUAUAAAUGUUUUCAUGAACAGGAAGAAACUGAGCAUUAUUAUUAUUAUGUGUCUUGCUAUAUACUGCAUUCAAUAUAAAAUAAUUCAGCCAUUACAAAAUUGUACUGUUCUGGUACCAUGGUUCAGUGAAGGUAUGAGAUGUUAAUGCCAUGGUAAUUUGAUAUAUACCAUUGCGCUAAAUGAUUACCAUAUUCAUGUAGCACUAAAUGUACACGGUUUUCCAAGAAUAUCAUGCUGUUGUCAUGGUGUAUAGUAAAUUUUACCCUGAAACGUGUCUAGGAAACCACUGUAAUAUCAUUGCACUUUUUGAAUAUGGAGAAUAAAUGUUCAUCAAUUCUAACUGAUCAAAAUAAACAGAACUUUUCCUUUUUUUUCCCAGGUUAAUAAUGGCAAGGAAAGACUAUGCAUUAUAAAUUGUCAUUGACUUGAAUGUGUAAGAAAUGAGUCCACUGAUGUCGAUCUCUUCCAAAUGCUGAGUUAAAAACUACCCAAGUUGACAAACCCAGUGAUUGGGUUGUUUUAACCCAGCUGUUGGGUUAAAUGUUUGCUCAACCUGCUGGGAUGUUUUAUUUAACUCAACAAUGUUUAAAAAGGACUGUAUUGCUUGAUUAAAAUGAACCCAAAGUAUGUUGGAAAUUAACUUUUAUUAAUAUGUUUAAUAAAUGAACGUAUUGUUCAUGUUCAUUUUCAAUAGGUUUAAUGAAUAAUAAUUAAACAGAAAUCAUUUUUUAAAUUGCUUAUUAAUAAAUGUUCACCUUUUGAUUAUUAUUAUUGCCUCUAGUAAUUAAGUGUCUGAUUUUUAAUUACCAACAUAUUUUGGGUUCAUUUUAAGCCAGCCAUAUAGUAAUUUUUAAACAAUAGUUUAGUUAAAUAAAACUGCCCAGCAGGUUGUGCAAACAUUUAACCCAACCGCUGGGUUUGUCCAUUUUCAACCCAACUUGGGUUGUUUUUAACCCAGCAUUUUUUAGAGUGUACAUAUUCACAGUAUGUAUCAACAAUAUGCCGUCAAGUAUAGCAAUCAUUUUUGGGGUCUUUUAUGUAUGGCAGUAUUUGUUCUCAAAAGCUUCAGUCCUUUGAGAGUUCUUGCAAACGUAGGAAAUGGUGGUGAUUAGGAGUCUGUUUUGCUGGAGUUAAUGUUUAGCAUAAGAAAGAGUUGUGCUAACAGUGCUCUAUACCAGGGUGGAGAAACAGGACAAACUGUGGAUUGUGUUUUCUGAGGGUUAAAACACCAGAACUAGCCAAUUUCAUCUUUCAAUUCCUGUUUUAAAGGAAUAUGUACAAUUGCAAAUGAAUCCUCUUUUGAAUCAAUCCUAAAGUAUCACAUUUGUGUCCCGUUUGGAUCAGAAUCCUCUAAGCAUUAUAUAUGGUCCUACUUGGGAAAAAAUGUAUAACUUUCCAAAUGUCUUAGUAUUUGGUUUGCCCCAAUUUUACUGUAAAGGCAGCAGCACUUGAGCUACUUGAGUUCAUAAGAUCAAUGUCACAAAUUUACCUAGAAAUUGUGCAGAAUCUUUAAUAUUUCUAGUUAAUUUUAUGUCAUCGUGUAUUUAUCAUAACUUUAAUUUUAAAAACUUUAUUUUCAUUUUAAAUUGGAAAGAAUACCAAAUUUUCCAUAGAGUCUCUUAUGGGCCCCAUGCCUGUAUAAUCUUUAAGCCAUCACUUUCUCCCAUCACUUCCUCUACUGUAUCUAUUAUUGGUAUAAAAAUAUAUAUAAAUUAAGUCCUCCUUUCUUCAACUUAACCAAAGAAACACACAAGAAAAAAGACACAUCUGCUUGUAGAUCAAAUUCACGUUCCUCCAUUUGUGAACAGAGUCAGUCAAGCACUCAUUCCAGCAUACAGUCACAGAUGCAUAACAAUGACUGACAAUGGCUGACAUUCAUACAAGUAAACUCUCCCUAUUCAUGUUUACUCUGAAAAAAAGACAUGAAAUCUGUAGAUCAGUGGUGCUAACAGGCUGUGAACUGCUAAAGUAGCUUCAAUUCUUCUUGGAGCUAUCUCGCAUUUUGCUGUUCCCUAUCUAUCUGUCCCUCUCUAUGUAUCUCUGCCUGUGUCUCUCUGCAUGAAUAGAAAGCCUGCUGCCUUCAGAGAGCAUUUCUUCCUAAUGAGAUUAACCAUCAAGGAACGAUCAUGUCUAGACACCCUGAAUACGCAACCUCCUCCCUCCCACCAAACAGCUGCUUCUCAGGUAAAGCUCACCUGUAGAUUUAGCCCAGGGUUUGCUUUCUGCCAUAACUCUAUAAUGACUUUAUGUGACGACUAUAUCGGCACCUUCCCCGAGACAGUCAGUGACAUGAUUCAGUCAAAAUGAUUCAUCUAGAACAUCAGUUCAUCCAAACAGUUGGUUUUUGUAUCAUUAAACACAAAUAUUUUUAAAGAACUUCUCUACAAAAUUUCCUUAUUGGCAUCUAUGGUUCCAUGACCAUAACUUUUAAUAUCCAUAGAACCUUUCCAUUGCACAAAAGGUUCUUUAGAUUCUUGAAAUGUUCUUCACUCUUAACAAAAAAUGGUUCUUUUAAGAACUGAUCACUGAAAGGUUCUUUGGGGAAUCCAAAAUGGUGGUUCUAUGCAGAACACUUUAAAUAAGUAAAAUCAAGCAACUAAAAACAAAAGCUGAUUUUGAUUUUAAAGCAUGAUAUCAUAGCAUUACUUUUGAACCUCCACGGUUCUCUAAAAACACACUCUAAAGAACCCCUUACUAUGUCUUUUAAUAGAUGACAUCUUUGUAAUACAACAUCAAGAACAUUUUAAUCUCCAAAGAACCAUAUAGCCACUCCAAGAACUCUAAAUUGCAAAUAAUGGUUCUUAAUGAGAAACGUGUUUCUCUGUGCUUCAAAGAACCAUUAAGAAGCUUUAGUUUUAAAACUGUACGUCAAUAUUUGUCUCAAAACUGCUGUUGACAAAAGACCACCAUAAUCCAAACCCACAUUUCAUGAAGGUUACGUUGGUUCAGUGUGGCCUUUUCAUGGUUUAAGAUGCUGCAGAUGUGUUCAACCCACUGUCUAAAGUUGUAAAAGCACUGGCCAUCAAAAUUCAAUGUUUAGAACAAAUGAAAAGCAAAGAAAGUUGAACUCAAGUGACAACAUCAAUUGCAUUUUAAAUUAUUUACCACGGUCUGACCUGGUUGUAAAAAUCAGGACCUGGUGUCUGUAGCUUCAGUGAGAAUUAGUGGAUAUGUGUGUGUGAAUUAGCAAACACGAGUGCUGAGUGUGUCAGAUUAUGUUUGCGUGAAGGGGUCAGUGUGGUCAAUUAGAAGCUGAAGUCUUUGCUCUUCCUCACAUUAGCUGGAUUAAUGAAGGGAAUUUUGUGCUUGAUUUGCCAUCCUGUAUUCUUUGGGCCUGUACGUAUUUGUUUAAAAGUCCUUUAGCAGUUCAUAAAGACAUGUUUCCUCUGCUUGUCCCCUUCCUGUUGGGACUCUAUCAAGGCUCUGCUAACUCUCUUUGAUUCUGCCCAUCAACCAAUAGGAUCAUGACAUUGACUCAUCACCGUGUCACUUCAAAGGCUGGGAAUGGGGGUUCAAGCCCCACCCACAUCCAGAACCCACUUAAAGGUGUGGGACACCUCCUCUGCAUCUGUGGCAGAAGGAACAGACAGACGUAACGCACUGAAGCCCUUCAUCCUUGGACUUAACAAACAUUGGAAUUAACUCGAGCCCUUUGAGUUCGUAUGGAGAACUUGUGUUUUAACUGAAACAACUAGAUAUUGCUUAUUUAUCAUCUAUCAACUUUUCUUCUGGAGGACAUCUUUUGGGAAGCCUAAAUAAUGCAGGCUAUCAGAGACCUCAAGCACAAUUUCAGCCUCCCUCCUCCGCCUUCCAUGGCUGGAGCCGGUGAUUCCUAUCACCAAGGCAACAUCCGAAUGACUCUAGAGGAUCCGGAUCUGUGGAGAUCCUUCCAUGAGAUCGGCACUGAGAUGAUCAUCACCAAACCUGGCAGGAGGAUGUUUCCACACUGCAAAAUCAGCUUGUCUGGAUUGGUGCCUUAUGCAAAGUACAUCUUACUGGUGGACAUGGUACCUGAAGACGGUCUCAGAUAUAAGUGGAACAAGGACAAGUGGGAAGUCGCAGGUAAGGCUGAGCCUCAGCCGCCCUACAGGACGUACCUACACCCUGAUUCACCAGCGCCCGGCAGCCACUGGAUGAAACAGCCCGUGUCCUUCCUCAAACUCAAGCUUACCAACAAUGCCCUGGACCAGCAUGGACAUAUUAUCCUUCACUCCAUGCACCGCUACCACCCGCGUUUCCAUAUCGUCCAGGCUGAUGAUCUGUACAGUGUACGCUGGAGUGUCUUCCAAACCUUUACCUUCCCCGAGACGACCUUCACUGCUGUCACUGCGUACCAGAACACAAAGAUCACAAAGCUGAAAAUCGACCACAAUCCCUUUGCCAAAGGAUUCAGAGAUGAGGGUACAAACUCUAAAAGACGAGCAAACAGAAGUCUGGCUGAUCCUGAGAGAGUUGCAAAGAAAAUGAACGUGUCAAAAGACUCUGAACAUGGAAGCCCAAGAGAUAUCCAACAGUCCUCUUGUGAAGGUCUGGAUGAUGAACACACGGGCCGUAAGGAGUCGGAGGUGAAGGCCGAGCGGUACUCCCCAUGGGGAGGUGUGUGCGACCGGGACAACAGCCAUGCUCUCCGGGCAGAGUCCCCACUGGGCUCGGACCCUCGAGACAUGUACAGCUCUGAACAGCUUGUACCUGGACAGAACACGUACCAGCCGUACAGAUUUCAUGAAUACGGCAAGUCCCCGUCUCCAUCCUCCUCCAGUGCUGGCAGCAGCAGUGGAUGUGGAAGCACCGGCCGCUCCAGCUUUGAGUCCCGCGUGCCGGAUGUUGCCACCGUGCCCGAUCACGACACCUCCAGCAAGCCCUCCGCCCCAGAGUUCGGCCUCCCCCCCUGCCCACCACAUCCCUCCGCAGGGCACCAGGACUACACAGGGGUGCUGAACAUGGCCAUAGCCCAGGCCAAGCCAGGUAUGCUGGGCCACCAUCCUCUCUACACCCCCUACAGCACAGAACAGUCUCUGGGACAGUGGAGCGGGGCAGCGUCCGCUCAAUACCCCCCUCCACCACCUCCCCAUCAUCACCUACCCAGCGAAUACAGCACCCAGGCCGUCCAUCACGGGUAUCACCACGGAAAUGUAGGGGACUGGAGCCAAUACCCAUUGUUCUCUUACUCGUGCUGGUGAGUUGGACAGCUGAACAAGAGACGGGACGAGAUGCUUUCUAAAGUCUGCACAAUGAGGUCUGGUUCUGACCCGUAUGAUGGCACACGUCACCCGGUACCUGCGAGCACCAGAUAAACUCUAGAACUGUGAGUGAAUGUAAUGAGGAAGUGGCACUAACUGAAAUGUUGUUUGUGAGUCAACUUGGAUGCAAAAGUGCAAUUACAAAAUAAAGAACCUGCUUCAGUUUAAUUGAAGAAAAGUCUGUGUGCUGAUCUGAGGGUCUUUGUAUUCUUUCCGCUGUGAGAAAAGACGUGUCCUUGUCGACUGUGCCAAAGGAUGUACCAUUAAAUGCAUUUGAAAACUGACUUUUGAUUCAUUUUAACUUGAAACCUCAAAUGCCUGCGUACUGAGGACCCAGAACGGACUGGUUUUCCUGGCUUUGUUGUUAAGAUGUCUAUUUAUUGUGUGUUCUUUUGCUGCUACUUAAUAUUAUUUUUGUUAAAAAGAGAAACAUGUAGUGUAAAAUGCUGUUUGGAAAUUACAAUGUUGUAUGUCUGAAAUACAGAAUGGUCAGUAAAUGUCUUCAAAGAUGUUGUGGUCAUGGUCUUUUUCUUUUUCAAAGAAAGAAAUAAGCAGCUAAUAAGCUCAUAUAUAUAUAUGGAUAUAUUCAUCGGGUCAUAAAGAAGUUCAGUUUAAGGGGAAGUGAAGUAGACAAACAUCUGCUGUAAGAGUUAAUGAGAGCACUUUGAAGGUCUGUGUGAGAUCCUAAUCGUAAUUUGCCAUAAUUUCUCUAGUUCAUUGGCUCGUGAUUGGAAAGUAAAGAUAUAGUCAAAUAUAAGCCAAACCAAAUAUUUAGGUAGUAUCAUUAAUAUAAGAAGCUCUUUCAACUUUAUAGAAAUAUAUUUGCACACAAUGUUGCCAAAUCAUAAAAAACAAAA
This is a messenger RNA of Ctenopharyngodon idella (grass carp), 8135 nucleotides long. It is a transcript of the gene tbx16, whose product is annotated as T-box transcription factor 16. The transcript has 9 exons. Gene Ontology annotation, biological process: pattern specification process; heart morphogenesis; positive regulation of DNA-templated transcription. Gene Ontology annotation, cellular component: nucleus. NCBI's taxonomy places the organism in Eukaryota, Metazoa, Chordata, Actinopteri, Cypriniformes, Xenocyprididae. Bases 5797 to 7218 code for a protein of 473 amino acids. Gene Ontology annotation, molecular function: DNA-binding transcription factor activity, RNA polymerase II-specific; RNA polymerase II cis-regulatory region sequence-specific DNA binding. The record is from RefSeq and is a predicted model, not a curated record.